This is a messenger RNA of Microtus oregoni (creeping vole), 988 nucleotides long. RefSeq names its product small nuclear ribonucleoprotein polypeptide N (gene Snrpn). NCBI's taxonomy places the organism in Eukaryota, Metazoa, Chordata, Mammalia, Rodentia, Cricetidae. The coding region runs from base 140 to 862 and encodes 240 amino acids. The transcript has 7 exons. Gene Ontology annotation, biological process: mRNA splicing, via spliceosome. Gene Ontology annotation, molecular function: RNA binding. The record is from RefSeq and is a predicted model, not a curated record. Gene Ontology annotation, cellular component: catalytic step 2 spliceosome; U4/U6 x U5 tri-snRNP complex; U5 snRNP.
AUCCACUAUCUUUAAAAUCACCAGUCAAGCUUACAUUGUGUCUAAGCAAACCUGCAUCACACCUUUAUUUAUAGCCCUCCCCAAAGUGUUAAAGGUCUUGAAAUUUUACUAUUGAAGCAUCUAUUGUGGAACAGCAAUCAUGACUGUGGGUAAGAGUAGCAAGAUGCUGCAGCACAUUGACUAUAGAAUGAGAUGUAUCCUGCAAGAUGGAAGAAUCUUCAUUGGCACCUUUAAGGCUUUUGACAAGCAUAUGAAUCUGAUUCUCUGUGAUUGUGAUGAGUUCAGGAAGAUCAAGCCAAAGAAUGCAAAACAGCCGGAACGUGAAGAAAAACGUGUUUUGGGUCUGGUCUUGCUACGUGGAGAGAACUUGGUCUCUAUGACUGUGGAGGGUCCACCUCCUAAAGAUACUGGUAUUGCUCGUGUGCCACUUGCUGGCGCUGCCGGUGGCCCUGGGGUUGGGAGGGCAGCUGGCAGAGGAGUACCAGCUGGUGUACCUAUUCCUCAAGCUCCUGCUGGAUUAGCAGGCCCUGUCCGAGGAGUUGGAGGUCCAUCCCAGCAGGUCAUGACUCCACAGGGAAGAGGCACUGUAGCAGCUGCUGCAGUUGCUGCCACUGCCAGCAUUGCUGGAGCUCCAACCCAGUACCCACCAGGGCGUGGAACUCCACCUCCCCCUGUAGGCAGAGCAACCCCACCACCAGGAAUCAUGGCCCCUCCACCUGGUAUGAGACCACCCAUGGGCCCACCGAUUGGCCUUCCCCCUGCUCGAGGGACGCCUAUAGGCAUGCCCCCUCCAGGAAUGAGACCCCCUCCACCAGGAAUUAGAGGCCCACCUCCCCCAGGAAUGCGUCCACCAAGACCCUAAGAUGGCUGAUAAAUAUCAGCCUUUACUUUUCCCUGCAAUGCAUCUUGUGAAAUUGUGUAGCAUGCACGCUUUUUGACCCCUCUUACUGCAUUAAUUAUAGCUAAUAAAUACAUAAGAGCAAUUGAA